Messenger RNA from Darwinula stevensoni, 2009 nucleotides. Lineage: Eukaryota; Metazoa; Arthropoda; Ostracoda; Podocopida; Darwinulidae. The record is from the annotation of a GenBank genome assembly.
CAUGGCGGGGCGCAGUCGAGGCUGCCCUGCCACGUGGGGCUGAUGCAAUGCGAUAGGGGGGUGACUCGCUUUCCGGUUGUCGCGUAGGGUUUUCGGGGUUUUUGAAGGGAGUGGGCGUGGUUCGUGGGUGAGGUGUGUCGCUUUUCGCCAUGCCGACGGUGUCGGUCGACAGAGAUGCGUUGUUGGGGUCGCUGGGAAAAGAAUUCAGUGAGCAGAAAUUCGAUGAGCUCUGCUUCAGUUUUGGCCUGGAAAUCGAUGAUGUGGUUGUGGAGAACGAAGGGGGCAAGGAAGUCGUGCAGUACAAGGUCGAGGUGGCUGCCAACAGAUACGACCUCCUGUGUUUUGAAGGCAUCAGGAGAGCUCUUCUUAUUUACCUUGGCAAACUAGAUAUCCCACGUUACACAUCGCUGAAGCCGUCAGAGACCCUCCGACUUAUUGUGAAGCCCACGAUCAAGGAGGUUAGACCUUUUGCUGUUGCUGCUGUGCUGCGUGGAAUCAGGUUCACCAAGCCCAUCUAUGAUAGCUUCAUCGACCUUCAAGACAAGCUGCAUCACAACAUCGGUCGGAAGCGAAGCUUGGUGGCCAUUGGCACUCAUGAUCUGGAUACCAUUCAGGGACCAUUCAUUUAUGAAGGAAGGAAACCGCAGGAUAUCAAGUUUCGACCGUUGAAUCAAACCAAAGAAUUCACUGCCGUGGAAUUGAUGGAGUUAUAUUCAACUGACAGCCACCUGAAGCCGUAUCUCCCCAUCAUCCGGGACAAGCUCGUGUAUCCGCUGAUCACCGAUCGAAAUGGUGUUGUUCUUUCCAUGCCCCCUAUCAUUAAUGGGGAGCAUAGCAAGAUCAGCCUCAACACAAAGAACAUUUUCAUCGAGUCCACUGCCACCAGUCUACACAGAGCCAAGAUCGUACUCGAUACGAUCGUGACCAUGUUCAGCGAGCAUUGCCAGCAGAUCGAAGCUGUGGAAGUGGAGUACGAUCAGGGAGAGGUGGUCCUUUAUCCUGAACUCAAGUAUUGGACUAUGGAGGUUUCAGUUAAAGAUGCUUGUCGAGAUAUUGGUAUCAGCAUAUCAAGGGAGGAGAUGAGAACCCUGCUGCAGCGAAUGUGUAUCCCAUCGACAAUCUCAUCUGAUCCUGACAAGAUCAUGGUGGAGAUCCCACCCACAAGACAUGACAUCCUGCAUGCUCAGGAUGUCUAUGAGGAUGUGGCAAUUGCUUAUGGGUACAAUAAUGUAAAACCAACCUUCCCGUCUGCAUCCACCAUCGGCCAGCAGUUCCCCCUCAACAAGCUGUCGGAUCAGUUACGACAUCACGUCGCGCAGGCAGGCUUCACCGAGGCUGCAACGUUUGUUCUGUGUUCACGCGAUGACAUGGGAGAGAAGCUGCGCAAGACCGACAAGGAGCCGAAUCUCGUCCACGUCUCCAAUCCGAAGACCCUGGAAUUCCAGGUGUGCCGAAAUUUGCUUCUACCGGGUUUGCUGAAGACCUUGGCUGCCAACAAGAAGAUGCCUCUUCCUCUCCAACUGUUUGAAGUGGCAGACAUUGUUGUCAAGGAGCCCAAACAAGAUGUCGGAGCUCGCAAUGAACGUCACCUGUGUGCCGUAAAUUAUAACAAGACCCCGGGAUUCGAAGUGAUUCACGGGUUGCUCGAUCGAGUGAUGCAGCUGCUGGAAAUUCCCUGGGAAGGACACGGACUCCCCUCUGGCUCUGGGUAUCACAUUCGAGGCGCCGAACAUGCGAGUUUUCUACCCGGUCGGUGCGCCGAGAUCGUGGCCCGAGGGAAGGUGGUGGGACAUCUGGGGGUCCUACAUCCAGAUGUCAUUCUUGCAUUUGAACUCCAUCUUCCAUGUGCUGCCUUGGAAAUAAAUAUCGAGCCCUUCCUCUGACCCCACCCAGUGAUAUCUUAUGGUGUUUCUUACUAUUGGGGGUUUUUUGAACUAUAAGAUACGAGAGGAAUCUUGGCCUGACCUUUGGAAAUAAAGAGUGAAGAAAAAGUAGCACUGACAGAAGAA